CCUUAUUGGCUGAGAACGUGAGAAACGCUCACAGGGGGAAAAUGGCGGCCCUGGGGCUGCCUUUGCGCACUUUCCGUUGCCUCUUGCGUGAGCUUCGUUAUGCUAAAUCGGAGGCUGGUCGUUCGUACCAAGGCAUGGCGGCUUGUCUGUAUUUGAAGGAGGCCUUCCGCGCUCAUCGGGUAACCAGUGAAAAAUUAUGCAGGGCCCAACAUGAUCUACAUUUCCAGGCUACCACUUAUCUCUGUCUUCUGCGCAGUGUCCGUAAGCACCGAGCACUGCAUCAAGAAUAUCAUGGCAGUGGAGAGCGUUCACCAGAAGAAGUGGCUGGGCUCGUGGGCCUUAAGCUACCUCACCAGCCUGGAGGGAAAGGUUGGGAGUCAUAGAUAUGAAAUAAUUUGCUAAUCUUAAAAGAACUUUAAGUAAAAAUGCUUUUAUUUAAUAGUAGUGGUUAAUUGAAUUGCUUUCAAUGUUCAUGUACAGAUGGAGCAAUUGCCUGCAAGUUCUUCUUCUUGUGUUUUUCAUUCAAUGCUCAUGUUCACCCUGUAGUGAUAAAACUAAAGAUAUAUAUAUAAAUGAUUGUUCAGUUGCCUUGCCAA
Molecule: messenger RNA, 596 nt
Organism: Sphaerodactylus townsendi
Lineage: Eukaryota; Metazoa; Chordata; Lepidosauria; Squamata; Sphaerodactylidae
Gene: FMC1
Product: formation of mitochondrial complex V assembly factor 1 homolog
Exons: 2
Coding region: 42-383 (113 amino acids)
Cellular component (GO): mitochondrion
Source: RefSeq, a predicted model, not a curated record